UCAUUUUUCAUUUAUCUGAUUUCAUCAAAUAAAACUCAGAACUCGGCUGCAGUGGAACACUGCUAAUCUAAGGAAUCAGAUGCUAUGGAGAAAGAAUAUUACUGCAACAUAUUUGUCAAGCAGAUUAAAUUACAGCAUUAAGAAUCCUGUGGCAUAGGAAACUUACCAUAAUACAAACACAAACAUACAAUAAUCAAUUUAAUGCACAGAACUUGUACAAAAAAGCAGGUUUCUCCAUUUUACAAUAAAAACCCACCUAGAAUUAUCCCUUCUCUUUGCCUUAACUUACACUUCCAGUAGAAAAUGUGAUCACCAUGAAUUUUCUAAAGUCUGUUUUCCAAUGACAAUUUUCUUAUCAAACUGCUGAUCUCUUAGCUUAAUCAUUACACUUUUGUUUUAGUUUAUUUAAUUUCUGUGUCAUUUGCAAUUGGGUUAGUACAGUUUCUGCAGUGGCAGCUCUAUCAACAAACUUUAGCUCCUUGUUUUCAAUUACAUUUCCCUUUAUUACCAGUCCAAAUCGAUGGCUGUUUCUUCUUUGUCCUCCCCUCUGUGCACGUGGUUUCUUGCAGCUUGCAUGUCCAUUGCUUGCGAGAAAGAUCAUCUUCUAGAGUCCUCUAUAUUUCAGUAUCCAAAGAGGCUGACGCAGAAGUCCAGACACAAGAAGCUCAUAGGUUCAGUCCACUGUUCACAGAACUUACUUUCAUCUUUCCAAGUAUCUGGCAUGCAGAGCUUGAUGAGUUCCUGCCUGUCCUUGGAGCCAUUUGAGGUGUUGUACAAUUCAAAUAGGUCAUCUUCAUCCUUGAACAGUAUUUUCUCACUCUUUGGAUCAAAAUCAUCAAAUAGAAGACAAAUGCAGAAGAGAAGUGCAGUCCACUCUGGGGGUGUGGCUGUGGCCGUGCAACCUGAAAAGGAAAUUAUAUUGAAGAAGAAACCUCUGACAAAGAAUCGGCGGGUGGUUGUGACGGGGAUGGGCGUGGUAACCUCAAUAGGUCAAGAUGCAGAUACAUUCUAUAAUAAUCUUCUUGAUGGUGUCAGUGGAAUAAGUGAGAUUGAGGCUUUUGACUGCUCUCAGUUUCCCACUAAAAUUGCAGGUGAAAUCAAAUCUUUCUCAGCAGAUGGAUGCGUCUCACCCAAGCUUUUUAAAAGGGCAGAUAAAUCUGUGCUUUACUUGCUCACUGCAGGCAAGAAAGCCUUGGCAGAUGCUGGAAUUACAGAACAAGUAAUGGAUGUUUUGGAUAAAACUAGAUGUGGGGUUAUUAUUGGCUCUGCAUUGGGAGGCAUGAAAAUUUUUAAUGAUGCAAUAGAAGCAUUGAGGGUUUCAUAUAAAAAGAUGAAUCCAUUUUGUGUACCAUUUGCAACAACUAAUGUGGGUUCAGCUAUACUAGCAAUGGAUUUGGGAUGGAUGGGCCCUAACUACUCAAUCUCUUCUGCUUGUGCAACUAGCAACUUUUGCAUACUUAAUUCAGCAAACCACAUCAUCAGAGGGGAAACAGACUUGAUGCUUUGUGGUGGUUCUGAUGCAGCCAUUAUUCCAAUAGGCUUGGGAGGUUUUGUGGCUUGCAGAACUCUAUCACAAAGGAAUGAUGAUCCAACCAAAGCAUCACGCCCCUGGGAUACCGAUCGCGAUGGGUUUGUUCUUGGAGAAGGAGCUGGUGUUUUGCUCUUAGAAGAGCUAGAACAUGCUAAGAGAAGAGGAGCAAAGAUUUACUCAGAAUUCCUAGGUGGAAGCUUCACUUGUGAUGCUUAUCACAUGACUGACCCUCAUCCUGAUGGAAUGGGAAUAGCUCUUUGCAUAGAGCAAGCCUUAGUUCAAUCUGGUGUUUCCAAAGAAAAUGUAAACUAUAUAAAUGCACACGCCACAUCCACCCUAAGAGGUGAUCUUACAGAAUUCCAAGCUAUAGUUCGAUGUUUUGGCCAAAACCCUGAGGUAAAAGGAAAUAUACUCAAAUCUAGCAUCUAUCUUCAGUCUUCAGAAUCCUUAGUUCUGAAACCAUUUUUGCAGCUAAGAGUGAACUCUACAAAAUCCAUGAUUGGCCACCUACUGGGAGCUUCAGGCGCUGUGGAAGCUGUAGCAACAAUUAAGGCAAUACAAACAGGAUGGGUCCACCCUAACAUCAAUCUUGAAAAUCCUGACGAAGCAGUGGUAUGUUAUUCCUUCUAUGAUCUCACAGUAUGCUCUUUUACACUUUUCCAAGUAGUUGUCUUCAAUUUAUUGUGCUAUGUCUGUAUUCAGGACAGGGAUUUGCUUGUUGGCACCAAAAAAGAAAGCCUGGACAUAAAGGUGGCAUUGUCAAACUCUUUCGGAUUUGGAGGACACAAUUCUUCCAUCUUAUUUGCACCUUACAAAUGAAUCCAUGUGAAUAGAGUGCUGCGCAAUAGCUCACGCUUCAAUUGUAUGCCACUGCUCUGCUCUUUAAAGUAAAUGGACUGACCUUGUCGGAUGGCAAGUUCAUUACUCCCUUUAUCUUCUUAGUUUCCUAGAAAUGUAGUAGAAACACAAUAGCUGAAACGUAUCAAGAGAAAUAACUUAAUUUGGGUGUAUAGCAGAAUUGAGUGCUUAGACAUAUGAAUUGCCCAA
This is a messenger RNA of Manihot esculenta (cassava), 2578 nucleotides long. RefSeq names its product 3-oxoacyl-[acyl-carrier-protein] synthase II, chloroplastic. NCBI's taxonomy places the organism in Eukaryota, Viridiplantae, Streptophyta, Magnoliopsida, Malpighiales, Euphorbiaceae. The record is from RefSeq and is a predicted model, not a curated record. The transcript has 11 exons. Gene Ontology annotation, biological process: fatty acid biosynthetic process. Gene Ontology annotation, molecular function: 3-oxoacyl-[acyl-carrier-protein] synthase activity. Gene Ontology annotation, cellular component: chloroplast stroma. Bases 521 to 2350 code for a protein of 609 amino acids.